UACAGGUCUUGUUUACGUGURAAUUUUAUUUAUUCUCGAUAUUUCAAUUCUUCGAUGGCUGAAUUAAAAACGGCUGAUCUGAGUGAUGCAUAUAGUGAUAUUCUCCAAUAUGCAGAGCCAAUUUUCAAAGAUUAUGGCGGUAAAAAGACGUUCGGAGGAAAGAUAUCUACCGUGAAAUGUUUUGAGGACAACGUAUUGGUGAAAAAAGCCCUAUCUGAACAUGGACACGGCAAGGUUCUCGUCGUUGAUGGUGGUGGAUCSAUGAGAAGAGGAAUGCUUGGAGAUAAUUUAGCUACCAUGGCGGUUAACAAUGGUUGGUCUGGCGUCAUCAUGUAUGGAUGUAUCAGAGAUUCAGAAGAUAUAUCAAAAAUAAGUAUUGGUGUUAAAGCACUUGGAACUAUGCCRCUAAAGAGUAUAAAAAAAGGAGAAGGUGAUCGCGAUAUCCCUGUGAAGUUUGCUGGAGUGACGUUUAUGCCUGGUCAAUAUGCUUAURCUGAUGUUGAUGGAGUAAUUGUUUCACCCAAGGAACUUACUUUACCUCCUCCAAAAUUAUGAUAUGAAGUAAAUAAAAAAUUAUAAAGAAAUUGUAGUUCUAGUAAACACCUAAAGAUAUAUCCAAUCCAUCAA
This is a messenger RNA of Actinia tenebrosa (Australian red waratah sea anemone), 627 nucleotides long. RefSeq lists its product as uncharacterized. Lineage: Eukaryota; Metazoa; Cnidaria; Anthozoa; Actiniaria; Actiniidae. Gene Ontology annotation, molecular function: ribonuclease inhibitor activity. Gene Ontology annotation, biological process: regulation of RNA metabolic process. The record is from RefSeq and is a predicted model, not a curated record.